Molecule: messenger RNA, 909 nt
Organism: Cuscuta campestris
Lineage: Eukaryota; Viridiplantae; Streptophyta; Magnoliopsida; Solanales; Convolvulaceae
Source: the annotation of a GenBank genome assembly
UUUUAUUUUAUACAUUUGUAUAAUAAAGCGAUUGAACUGAUCCCCUCUUUCUGAACUCCUAAGGUUGUCCCUCCUCCAACUAUGGAUGUCUCUGAUCCCGCCUUAGCUCAGCAAGAAAACGACUCUCCGCCGCCCAAUAUUGACCCGGUUUCACCGGCGGAGCCCAAACCGGCGGCGAGUCCAAGGGCGGAGAUCGACACCUCCGCCCCAUUUGAGUCCGUGAAGGAGGCCGCCACUCGAUUCGGCGGCUUCGGCCUCUGGAGACCCGCCUCCCUCAAACCCUCUUCCUCCCCCUCAUUCCAGGAGUUCGAUGCGGCUAAAAAGGAGGAAGAAGCCGCCCAAUUGGAAAUGGAUCUCGCUGCAAAAGAAACAGAGACACUCAAUGUCCUAAAGGAAUUAGAAACCACCAAAGUCAUUUUGGAAGAACUCAAGCUGAAGCUGCAGGAAGGCGGAAACAAUGGCGGCGAAUCUCCGGGCUUAUCGGAGUCCAAACGCAGCCUGGGAAUUGAAUUAGCGGGCGUCCGGGCGGCCAUUGAAUCUUGCAAAGAGAAAGUAGAGGAAGAGAGGUUGCAGCUGGAAGAGACCGGGCAGAGGCUGUUUUCGAACUCCUCGAAAGCUUCUUCUCUGGAGGAGGAGCUGAAGGAGACGAAGGUGAAACUGGCGGCGGCGAGGAGGGUGAAGAGGGCGGAGGAGGAGCUGAGGGAGAGCAAGAAGGCGCUGGAAGAGGCGGCGAGCAGAGUGGAGAAGAAGAAGAAGAAGAAGAAGAAGAAGAGGUUUGGUGGGUUCUCUGGGAUUUCUCUUCUUGUGACCGAACAGAGUAAGAUGUUGAUGAAGAAGAAGAGGCAAAUCUCGGCUGCUGCUGGUUUCAGGUGUCGCGAUGUGUAGAACACGAGCUGCUGCUUAAACCAA